UCAACUUGUGUAGAAAAAAGUCAAGACAGGUACUUUCAACAUAAUGCCAUACAUUACUCUGUGUGCUCUGGAUAUUAUAUGCAUUACCUCCAUGGACUCCUCACCAAAUGCACAGGGAAAUGUCAAUUCUCCAUAUGUCAAUGCAGUUGGAAGGAUAACUGAGUUGAUUCAGAAGCGACAGAGGUCACCAUGGCUCUGGCCUGACAUUAUUUACUUUUUGACGCCAUCAGGGAGGGAACACAAUUAUUGUCUUCAGAUUCUUCAUAGUUUUACCAACAAGGUCAUCGAUGAGCGAAUCGCUGACAGAGCAGCUAAGAGAAAUGAUCCACAAUCCGAAGAAAAUGACACCGAGCAGAGAGGGGAAGGAGAAUUUAAAAGUAAGAGGCGGUUGGCUUUCCUUGAUUUGCUACUGGAGGCUUACGACAGAGGAGAGAUCUCACGAGAAGGCAUCAGAGAAGAAGUGGAUACGUUCAUGUUUGAGGGCCACGACACCACAGCCGCUGGAUUAACGUGGGCUCUCUAUCUACUCGCUCGCCAUCCUCAUAUACAGCAGCAAGUCCACGAAGAAGUAGAUAAAUUUUUCGAACAGCGGCCAGAAACCCUCACGGUAAAUGAUCUGAAGGAUUUGCGUUACUUGGAAUGUGUUGUUAAGGUAUGGUACGCACAACGUUACAUCUUGUGACUUAGAUUUUAGCACUAUCGCGGUAGGAACGGGGAACGUUGCUAUUCGGCUCAGUUGGGGCGAGUGGUUGUUUUGAUUGUUUAUUCAGUAUUUUUUUUUGCUUCAUAUUUUGUUGUUGUGUCUAUUUGUGUUAUUAUCGUUAGAAGGAAGGAUAUUCCUACCGGUGGAUAUAAUUAAGCGUUCGUGGAAAGCUCCUUAGUAAAAACCCAGGUUUUUUUUUAAGGCGUGUUUAUGUGAAUUUAUUAGAAUAACCAUUUGGCCCGCCACUUACGAAGGAGGUCUAUAUAUUGCUCUUUCGAACAUCUUGAGCUGGAACUCAGGGCUACGAAGUGUUUUGUCCGUUGAAUUGUCUUGUACCGUCCUCCUUCAUCCUAUGUGUCACUGUUUUUUGGAUGAGUUUGCCGGCUAUCUUGCCCAUAUGGUAACGGUGUCAGGCUAUUUGCUGAUUGUCGGUGACUUCAACUUUCAUGUUGAUUCUCAAAAUAAUGCUGGUCUGCGAUUUACUGGCCUUCUUCAUUCAUUUAUCCUUCGCCAACA
Molecule: messenger RNA, 1219 nt
Organism: Stylophora pistillata
Lineage: Eukaryota; Metazoa; Cnidaria; Anthozoa; Scleractinia; Pocilloporidae
Product: cytochrome P450 4V2
Molecular function (GO): iron ion binding; oxidoreductase activity, acting on paired donors, with incorporation or reduction of molecular oxygen; monooxygenase activity
Source: RefSeq, a predicted model, not a curated record